UAUGUCUUCCCUCAUAUUAUCUGCUAGAUUAGAAGAUGAAGAUAGGAGAAAGGAGCUACGAUCAUUGCUGGAGGAGCUGCUGGCAACAUUGGAGGAUGUCGAUGAAUCAGUUCAGAGAGAGUUAAUUGAAGAGAACAUCAUCAGAAAUUCGUUAAAAGAAGAUUUUAAAAGAGUUACUCAAACGUUAACUCGUCAUGCUUGUGUACUAGUCGUUUCGGGUUCCAAUUCGCCCUGCUCUACGAAUAUUGUAAACAAACUGCUAACAACCGAAGUCUUACCUACUAGUCUUCCUCCAACGUAUACUAUCAGAUUCGGGGAAAAACCUAGCGCCAGGAUAAUAACAGAAGAGGGAAGGGUAUAUGAAAUUGACGCCCUUGAUAUUCCUUGUGCUCAACAAUUGGCUAUAUCUAUGCUCGAUAUCCCGGGUAAUUUAAGAGCUUUAGAUAUUUGCAUUCCAAACGAUUUAUUAGAGUUAAAGGUCACAAUUGCUUCAAUGCCUCCGCAAGACAGACUCUUAGAAAAUUACUUGGCGGAUCAUGAUCUCUUUGCUUUCGUAUACGUAUCCGCUGAUAGUCCCAGUGAGGAUAAACACUUAGAAGGUUUGCUUGAUAGAAUUAACGAACCAAGAGCAUCAGUAAUUGUUUAUAUGAGUGAGGAGGAUGAUUCUAAAGUAUCAGAGAAAGAAGCAAUGAGUUUACAAGCAGAACAUUUUAUAACAGCAUCCAGUUCUCAUUUAACAGAUGAGGAAAUACUUCAAAUAUGCAACAAGGUUGAUGAAGCUGCAAAAAGUGCUUUAAGAACCAGAACAGAAGUCGUUUUUGAGUGGCUAGAAAGGAUGACAAAUAGGGCAUUACAUAUUGUGGCUGCUCAUGUUGCCUGGGAUGAAAUGAAUACCCUUGAACUUAGAGAAAGACAUCACGCCCUCUCUAUGAGUUUAGAAAGAAUUGAAAGAGACGCUGAUAAAACUAUUUCAGAAUUGGAAAAAACUUUAGACGAAGAAAUUCGAAUCGCGACGAUGAAUCUCGUCUCUUAUCUAAAUAAUUCAAAUACUCAUGCUAAAAUGUCAAUGUGGAGUAAAGAUCAUCUUCCCUAUACGCAGCAUUCCGACUUAUGGCCCAAUGUGGAAACUAAAUUGCACGGUCAUGUCGAGCAAAGAAUUGCUAACGUUUUAAGGGAAUGGGAUGAAAGAACUCAAUUGUUAAGAAAGAUUUACAGUCGUAUUAGAGAUUCGUGUAGGGAAAAGUUAAUGCCUAUUGAAUCUCAAUUGGCAAACACAACAAAGGUUUUAGAAGGAGAUAUGCCAACCCUAUUGAGCGUCAAUGAUGAAGAUGUUACAAGGACAAUUAACGUAAGUGAAUUAUCCAGACCAACGAAAUCAACCAGUUUUCCCCUAAUAAAGAAAUUAAGGCAGAGAGGAGAUUUUUUAAGCUAUUGUCGAGAUAGGGAAAAAUACAUGAGAGACUAUUCAAUGAAAAUGCUUGAAACGAUCAGCAAUGAAUGUAUAGUUACGAAAUAUGUCGAAGACCAAUUACAAAUUUUAAGACAAACUCUGAGUAAUGCUCGAGCAAUUAUACCUCACAUAAUACAUGAUACCAGAAGAGUUAUGCACUCUCUUGCUGCUGAUAGACGAAAAUGUGCUGAAAUAACCUCAAGACAUAAAUGUAUCAACGCUUUGGCUCCUCUCCUCAAAGAAAAGAUCGCAAAAUUUGCAAAUCAAUAUGUUAGGAAAUACGACAUUGAUUCUGAAUCGGUCAUAAUAGGGAAUAUUUGCGGGAAGAGUACCUGGAGUCUUUUGAAGGAAGGUUCUUGGAAUGGUGCCGAAUGUACAGUAAAAUUGUAUACUGGAAAUGUUUCGGCAAGACAUAUAGCAUCCGAGGAGCAUAUUUUGAAACGAGUAAAGCAUCCAUAUGUUGCAUUCUUACUCGGUAGUCUACCCGUAGAAAAUGCACCUGCUCUCUUAAUUGAACAACAUCUAAAGAGCGCCAGAUCUUUUGCUUGGAGGAGGCGUGUGCCCAAGGCUGGUCGUAUUCAUACUCUCUCCGUAGGACGUCGUAUUUUAGAGCAAACAAGCCUUGCUUUAGAAUUUUUGCACACAAAAAAAUUAGUACACAUUGAGGUUCGACUAGAUUCAAUAAUGAUUGAUGCUCAAAGUAACAAGGUACAGCUUUGUCACCUGGGCUCAGCAAGACCAAUAGAUAUUAAAGAGGGGGAGAACGUUUCAGUUUAUCUAGCACCCGAGGUUAUUCGAGGCGGUACUUAUACUUCACCAGCGGAUGUUUACGGUAUAGCUUUGGCGGCAUAUGAACUAUGGCACAAUACUAUUGUAACUGAUAUUGACACUGUUAAAGCUGAAUUAAACAAUGAUACAUCAGAUUUUUUAGACUGUCCAUAUAGAGACUUAAUCAAAAGAUCGUUAAUUGAAGAUAAAAAUUGCCGACCCGUCAUUGGCGAGUGGAUAGAUGCAGUUCGAUCACCAUUAUCUUUUGAAGAAGACUCUGACAAAGAAUCAGACUAG
Messenger RNA from Dimorphilus gyrociliatus, 2515 nucleotides. The record is from the annotation of a GenBank genome assembly. NCBI's taxonomy places the organism in Eukaryota, Metazoa, Annelida, Polychaeta, Dinophilidae.